AUGGAGGAAGAAGAUAAAGGUGGAACAUGGAAGCCAGUGGAAAAGGCAUCUCUUCUUCCUGCCACAAAACCACGCCCUGCACCUCGCAAACGGUCACAUCAACCUAAACCAGACAUUACUAUAGAGAAUGGAAAACCUGAAAAUAUUCCACCAAAGCCUGCUGUUCACCCAAAACCACGGAGACCACCACCUAAAGCUCCAAAUUUGAAGACACCUGAAACUGUGGGAAAAGGUGUUAUAUUAAUAAAUAAUAACAAUUUGUCAGCUGAUAAGGAACCUCUAGCAAAGCAAGGAUUUAUAGUUAAUAAAGCAAUAAAAAAUAAUGAAAUGCGUGUACCGAAGAUUGAAUCAUCAGUAAAAAGUGCAACUGAAUGUAAUGAUACUAGUAAUGGAACUGUUAAUGAUUCUGCGGAUGAUCAGCAGUGGUAUGAACCAUUGCGACCAACAGUGAGUGAUUCGUCUUCAAGCUCUGAUGAAGGAUAUGAAGCUAUCUCUGUUCCAAGGUCAGUAAAUAAAUUUAUUUGUGGAAAACAUGAAAUGAUGGUUACAUGAAGAACUAUCAUUCUUCACUGUCAGCAUGCCUGCAAAGUUGAAAAAUACACAAGAAUUAUUUAAUGCAGGCAUGCCAACACUAAUAAUAAUAAUAAUAAUGUAAUAAUAAUUCCGUUAUUUACCCUUGGCAGUACUUACAGCACUGUAUGCUAGUUGGGCCGAGCAAAAGCCUGAAACAAACAAUUCAAAUUGAAGUUAAGAGGGUUAGGAAUCCCAACUGGCCAGAGGCAAACCAGCUGGCUAUUCACAAGCAUGGCCAAGGAUUCAAACUUGGGAUUAUUGGAACAAAUCCAGCUCGCGGUCAGAGUGGGACAUGAACUCGGGGCUUCCGAUUUGCAAGUCCAGCGCUCUGUCCACUCAGCCACCCUGCCUCCAGUCGCUGCCUCCAGCAGUAAGAGGUUUUGUCCAUUAAGGAGUUAUUCUAAAGUUUUGCGAAGUAUAUGCAACAACACUUCUGAGUUUCCUGUUGCCCAAAAAAUAAUUUCAACUCCAGAGGCCACAGCACAUGUAUGUGUGAUGUCCAGUUGCGUGGUGUGGCUCUACGCAGUGGAACCAAAAUUCCAGCUAUAUUAUACAGCAAAAACACACGACUGAGAGCCGCAAAAUUAUUUGAUUUCCAUUCUGUUCUAAUGGUGAAGAUAUGGUGUAACGGUAAUAAUAAUACCAAUUAAACUCAUCACCAAUAGAUGAGCUUGGGCGCUGGUGCCUACAAAGUUGUUGGAGCCGGGCAAUGCUCUAGCAUGAGGAGGAGGUAUCCAUGGCAUCUCUCACCAGGCACCAUCACACUGAACAAUUCAGUGGAAUACUUACGACCAAUACUUACCUGGCCCUUACCUCAAAAGGGAGGGAGGGAUGGGAAAAAACCAAAGCACAAAAGGCACACAAACAGCAAGCUAUUGCAACAACACUUUGCGAAGAACUGCAAGCAAGCAACUGCACAUCUGAGUCAUGAGGUGCCCCUACUAGAGGCAUCGGGCCACCGCUAGUAUAGCUGGAGAAACUGCUGACCAGCAUUGCUUCGAGGUUAUCUUUGCCUAAAUUACAUUUAGCCACAUUGAUAAACUACAUGUGUAUGUGUGAUCAGAUGGUGACAAAUGAAUGUAGAGAUACUUUUUUCUGCAUUUUGUCCAAAUUCUAAUAAUUUUUUAUAAUAAAUAUUUGCGCCAAAAUAAAGGAGUAAUUUGUCACCUAUUAUAUUAAUAUUGUAACAUUAUUCCAAUUUUUUAAUUUUUCAGAGCCAGCAAAAUUACACCACCAUCUCAGCGUAAAGCAAGUGGAGUUGCUGGAAAUUCAAAUCAGGUUUCCCUCUCCUCCAAAGAAGGUGGUACAGAGCCUCAUAAAGCAAUCACCACAACAGGCAAAGCUUCUCCUCCUACAUCUCAUAAAAUAAGUGGGACAGGGCCCAAGUUUUCCCCUCCCGUCCCCCGCAAAGUUAUCAGUCAAGGGAGCAAAUUUUCCCCUCCUACUCCCCGUAAACCAAUUGGUGUAGCAAGCAAGACCUCCCCUCCUGUCAUACGAAAAAUUAGUGGCUUUAAAGUUGAAACAACUCCACCAUCUUUUCGUAAAGCAAGUGAAACAAGACAGCCUGAGGCUGUUAAAGAUCUGAGCCCUAGCACAUCUCCAAGAACUCUUGAUCCAAGUACUGCUAGUAACAAAUCAAAACCGUUACCUCCGAAGAAACCUCUUCCGUCACUACCAAAAGACUUAGCGUCUGCAGGACAAACUACAACCACGGAAGCAAAUAAACCUCCUGUGCCCCAAAAGCCACCUCCGGACUUAAGUUUAUCUUCCAAGGGUGAAUCAUCUGUUGCUGCUCUAGCACAAAAACUAUCAACCAUACCUGUAUUUCCUUUCCGCGAUAAUGGUUCAUCACCGCGACCUUCUCCUCAUCCUUCACCAAGGCCAUCACGUAGUCAAGCUUCAAAUUCACCUGGAGAUAAAUCCAAUUCCAAGCCUGCUUUAGGUUCAGUGAAACCAGCAGAACCUUCUAAACCUAAACUUCUUCCUAAGCCUGGAGGUUUGCCAGUAAAACCUCAAGCUGGUGAGUAAAGAUGAAACUUUUGGCAGUGCUUAAGGUGUUGAAGUAAACCAAUCAAUGUAAAAAGAUCCAUUAGCUGACAUUUUGAGCUCUAGAGUUUUAUUGGAAGCAGUCAACCUGAUGAAGGGUUACUGCUUAGGCCCUCAGAGGUCACAAACAUUAGUCCCUCGUUAGAGCAAUUACUUUGCUUUGACAAAACUGAGAAAAUAAAUAAAAAGUCAACUUUAGAAUGGCUUUAUGGUAGCAAAUUAAACAUCAUCAACCCAGUUGAUUUUCUCUCUCACUAACACAGGAUCCCUUGAAUGUUCAUUUAAACUUAUUGUAAAGAUGGUUAACAACCUUAUAAGUGUUUUCAGCAGAACCGAGCCGAGUAUACAUGUACAUGUACUUUCAUAGGUUAGUGCUGUAUUGAUAGCACUUCAUUAGUUACUUUAUUGCUUUCAUAACAUUGUGUGCUUUUUUACAUGAUCGUAUCGUACUUUUAUAUGACACUUCCUUGUGAAAUCCUCAACAGGGAAUGAAGUGCAAAAGCAGCUGCCGGGAAGACCCAGUGCUCCUUCAGCAGAAGUGGUUACUAGGACGAGGUCUAAAACAGUCGAAAGUCUUGAAGAUAAUGACAGCGACACCCCAUCAGAGACAUCUGGUGAGUAUGGAAAGAUACUUUAGAGUUGUAAGAUCUUUAAGAAUAAUUGAUCAAAUAAAGUUUUAGUACACAAAAUGAAAGCCCUCAAGUCAUUAAAGGGGCUACAGCUGUAUGUCAAAAGAAUAAUAAUUAUUGCUGUUUUAGGUGAAUUCUGUACUGAGGCCAUUAAUGGUACUGACAUGUAGUACCUGUACCCAUACACAAAAUGCUCUGAGCUAGAGUUUAUAUGAAGAAGAUAAUCAUCCAAAUUCCAUCAGGUAGCAGUACAAGUUACUUUAACAAUUUUUUAUGCUGAUUUUUGCAGGCAUAGCAUAAAAACUUGUAAAACUUGGCCUGGUUAUUUCAAUCCAUGUCAAUCCUUGCCAUCUGUAGCAGAAGAUGACAGAAAGCAUUUUCAGUACAUUUAAAUAUUAUUAGUCGUACAUACAUGGACCAUUAUUUUUUGGAAUUCAAUGGAUGAGAGAAGACUUAUUUUAGCUUUUUGAAAAGAUAGCAAAUACAGUUGGUGUAUUUGCUAUCAUUAUUUUUUAAAAGCUAACACAGUUACGUAGCUUCUUCCUCUAACUAUCCUGAUUCUUGCGUGUCAUUUACAGUUGUAGGGACUGAGACUCAAAAGAAAAGGUUGGCACCGCAAAGAAAAACUGUUCAUCCUGUCGUUAAUCGUUCCUCAAGUAAUGGAGUGCAAGCUAGCAGGAGACCACCACCCUUACCCCCAGGGGCUACCCCUGUUACUGAGAAAGCAACAGUGUUAAAAGGUCCACCUUUACCACCUGUGCCACGCCCAAGACCCGUCUCUGCUUAUGAUCAUACACAAGGGGGCGGUGUUAAACUUUCUGUCAGCAAGUCUGUUUCAAUGAGUGCAAUAUCAAAUGUUUCCUUAGCUGAAGGUAAUGGCACAAUACUGGUUGUAUUACAAAGUUAAAGUCAAUAAUACUUUUUACAAUAACUUAGCAAAUCCUUGCAUGCUGAUCGGUCGAGAGCUAUGGUCUAUGAGAGUAUAGACCGUGGAAAUAACGUAACAUGUCACACGUGAUUUUCCGAGAAAGUUCGCAGGAAACUAAAAAUAAAUGUUAUUUUAAAAAACACAUCGACCACAAUUUUCCAUGGUCGACACUCUUAUAGACCAUAGAAAUGAUGCCAUAAAAUGUUCAAGACUUUGUAGUGAAACUACUCGCCUGCGGCUUGUGGUUUCACUUGAGUUUUGAACAUUUUAUGAUGUCAUUUCUAUGGUCUCUAGGAGUGUAGACCAUGGAAAAUUGUGAUCGAUUUGUUAAGUACAUGUAGUUUCUCACUGUUGAAUCAUUCUUGGUUCAAUAACAGAUUUUCAUGAUUUAACUGACUCCAUAUAGCCCUUCCAAAUCAGCAGUUUAAUAUUAUUGUGCUGGAAAUAUGCCUCGCUUGUUAGGCUACACAUACAGCUGUAAUCACAUUAAUUUUCUGUUAUUUUGUGUGUGCACUGAUCCUGGUGACAUUUUGAGACAACGUGCAUACAUUAUAUUAUGUUGUAUAUGUACAUGUACUUGUUUUUUUGUGCUUAAUCCGCUCCACUAGUAUACAAUUAAUAAAGGUAUAUACAGUUGUAUAAUAAUUUAGAAGGUCAUACAUGUACAUUACAGUAGAGUGAUACAGAAGCAUGAAAAAGAAACAUAUAUGUAGGAGAAAAAAAUACAGAAGACAAAAUAUGAACGAAGAAAGGCAAUUGUAAAACAUUGUAUAGUGAAACUAACAAUUAUGGCCCAUUAGCGCUGACUUGACUAUGCUCUCAUACACUCUUUCCUUUUGCCCAGACCAAUCUCAAUACUCAUAUGCAUAUGAACAUGCAUUUAUUGGUACAAGUCCACCCAUGAGUGCAUCAUCAGCCCACAGUCCCGCCCGAGCUCCUACAGAUGAGGCAGGUGGUACUUAUGAAACACCUGAUGAAAAUGUUGUCAAUGAGUUUAUGGAAGACAUUCAAGAAAAGAGAGCAGCUGCUGGUGCGUACGAGACAGCAGAUGAACAGGCAGUGGCUGGGUUUGUGAGCAGCUUGAAGAGAAAACACACCUUGAAUGGACUCCAGUGUGGUAAGCACUAUAGCUUACAUUUUCACUGCUGUACUAGUGGUUGUUUUAUUGGGACAGAUCCAGAUAUUAGACACUAUUAUUUUGUUUACUGUUUAAAGAACUGUGAAAGCAUCUGUGUCAAAAGUAAGGCUCUAGAAGACAUACUUUAUUUUCUUAUGUUUUUGAAUACUUAGACAGGUUUGGAGAUUGAAAUAUUCCUUACAAGUCAUCUAAGUUUUAAAAUGAUCAGUUUUGCACACUGCAGAGAACUUAGUCACAAUACCAAACAACCUUAGCUUAAGCACAUAAUUCUACAGAAAAGAUAAUAAUUAUGUAGUGGGGCAUAAUUGACAGAAUUAUUUUUAUCAUGUGGCUGUGUCCAUAAUAUUAAAAAAAGAGGGCAUGAUCAGUGAAGCAAAUCCUGUGGUCUGAUUAGCUGCUUGAGUCUUCAGUGUUCUCCCCUUAUCAGGUGUUAACUGGUAAUAUUUACCGCUUGAAGCAACCCUUCUUACUGCCUCCAGCCACUUGGAGGUUUACUAAAACAAAAAAAUGUAGAUUUUAAAAAAGGAAGUUACAUGUACAUUAUUGUAUGAUCUGAUCUGAUUCUCACAAAGAAAAUGAAUAAAUCUAUAUGGAAAAGUACUAAAGUAUAUGUUGUAGUUCAUUUUUUAUCUCAGGUAAUUUUUGUUUUUCUUUUGUUUUUGGGUAUGAUAAUGUAUGCUAAUGAAGUUGAAACAAAGGAAAAAUAAAAAUUACCUGAGAUAAAAAAUUAACUACAACAUAUACACAGCAUUUCAUUUUAUGGGCUGCUCAUUUUGGAAGUGUUAUUAAAUAUGAAAUGUUUUAAAUUGUUGUCUUAAGAUAACAAAGGCCCAUUUGUGUAAAAUAGGUCUUCAAAUGAGGGAGUGAAGUUUCAGAGAAUUUACAUGUAGCUCCUAAAUUUCCCAUCGGGGGCAGGGCCAUGUCCCUCACUCCACUAACCCCCUUCCCCCAGGGAAAGUGCACCUCUGGCACAUAUCUUUUGCCUUACUGGUCAUGAAUGGUCCCUUACCUGCUGAGCUAAAAUUUAGGGAGAACACCGGUCUUGCCCUCUUGGGACUGCCCAGUUUGUGCCUUGAGAAGAGAUUUUGUUUUGGUGGUAUAAUAAAUCCUUUAUUAACCAAGCUUGCUCUGUCAAUAUGGAUGAAUGUUUGCCUUUUUACAUUUGACUUCAUCUUACCCCAGAAAAGUGGGAAAACAGAACUUGGCUAUUAUCCAGCCCUCUUGCUUGUUUCAUGCUUUUUCAGUGGAUACCUAUUACACCCAAGUGACAUAUUUUCAUUUUUAUUGCACAAGAUAACAUACAAACAAAAUAUAGUUGUUAAAAAUAGGUAAGCAAACAGGGCUGAAAUAGUUAAGUGCAAACUUGUUUCAGUAGCUGUUAAUUUGUGUUUUGUUGUUGUUUUAAAAACAGACCUGAGCACAGAUGAAUCUGACUUUUCUGACAGUGAUCAUGAUUACAUAGAACCACCAACUGAAGAAAAAGAUGAAGAGGAUGGUGAUGACCACAAUGAUGGUAAUUCACAGUAACAUCCUUCCUACAAAUUAUCAUUCAGUUAAGGAUUAAACAGUGCAUAAACAACACAGCAGUAUCUCUGUUACAUACGUCAACUAUCUGUAAGACAAACAUAGGCAGUCUUAGUAGUGUUUAUCUUUUGCACAUGUAGGUCAUAGGAGUAUGUUAUAUGACACCUGUACGUGACACAAAUAGUGAGCCUGGGUUACCUGUGGUCUUAGAAGAAAGUUGACUAUAAUUUAUACUGUUCAGUAUUAUCAAAACUGACCUUUACUCCAGAUGAGCACUGAUAAGCCUUUUCAGCCAGGUGAUGCUGUUUGUGUGCGUUAUGAAGACAUUUAUUUUUUAUGUUAUUUUUCAGCAUCAUCAGAACAUUCCUUCUCGUCAGAUUCCUCUCAUGAUUACUGUGUUCCUCCAGAGAGCAUCUCUCCUCCUGAACCCCCAAACAAUUAUGGGGAUGUUUAUGAUGAGGUGGAUGAUCUUUAUGCAGAGGUGAGCAGUGUGGAAAAUUAUUUUCUUGUAAGUGUAUUGGGUUCCAGUUACAUGGGUAGGUAGAGUUUUUUGGGAAUUUACAGUAAGACAAAAUGUUUCAAAUUCUUGCUAAAUUCACAUGGACGUACAUCUAAAGCUGAUUUUCAAGCUGUUCUGACAAAGUGAAACUACAGUGUAAUUACACUGGAAACCAAUUGCACUUUCCAGUGGAUAGAGAUUUAUCCAGUUGAUAGCGCUAUAUCCACCCUUUGAACAACGGAGGUGAGUACUUUAACUUCAUCGUGGUCCAAACAUAAAACAAACUUGUCUUGACCUUACGCGUACAGCUCAAUGACACAUAUAUACUGCCACCCCUUGCUCCCUGUCAUGAUGUGACUACCUUAAGUUUUACAUUGAACAUCUUUUGAAUUUAAGUAUAAUUUCAGCUUCUUUACCACCGUAAAAUGGUUAUUAUAACAGGGUAUUUAAUUUUUUACUCUUUCAUAUUUCACAGCCUAUCCACAAGUCAGAUGGAGAGGGAUUUUCUUCAGGUAAAGACAUUUUGUUAACAAUGGUUAUGUAAAAGGUUUUUAAAAAAUGGUUUAAAGGCUUGUUUAUUGUGGAAAGUGCACUUAGCUUAUCCAGCUGGUUUACAGGCACUGCACUCAAAUACUUAGAAACAAAUAAUAAUUCACAUACAGCAUAACAGGAUCAAAAACCCCAACUGGCAGGAGGCAGCCACUUGGCUAUUUACAUGUACAAGAGUGGGCGAAGAUUUGAACUCAANAAAGCACACUCUAGAAUCUGAUUUUCGGUCCAACGCACGGUUUACGAAUUUUCACGUUAAAAAAAUGCUGUCUAACCUUACAUAUUUGAUCUUAGCGUAAAAAUGGGUUUCCCGAAGUCUUAACAGUUAGUCUAUAAGGAAGGUUUAACUUAUGAGCAUUCCAAAAAUUAUUAUUUCUUUUCUUAACAACAACAGAAAGUCAAUGAAAAGCAAUCUUUUAAAUUGACGUUCGCGCUGCACAGAGAUCGUAUGUAGACAGAACAUCUUUCUGAAAACGCCCUUAACUUUGUUGUUUUGCCAUUAUGUUCAGUAAUUUUUAAUACAGUUAGUACUCAUAAGUCACUGACCUCUUCGGAGAAAUUUUUCCAAAGUACCAUUAACAGAAACAGAGAAAUCCCACAAUAUGCGUGGUUAGACUGUAAAUGUUACGCGAGCUGUUAAAAAAUGGUCCCAUUUUGAGCCAUACUUUUCAUAUUUCAAUUUUAUUUUGGUCUUACAGCCAGAAAAAAAAUAUUGAAUGAAAAGCUGUUUAUAAACUUUAACUUCUUGCCAAAUAUCGAUGCGAUCUGAGUUUUAAUAAGUUCAUAAGAGCCAAACGAUGUGAGAUUCUUAGCCGUGUACACCAGUAGCGUGCGCCAGGCCUUAGAGCAUCAUAACAACUAGUACUGUAUGUACUUGCUUUGCGGCAACAUGGGCUAAAUUUAAGGGCUUGUAAAACCAUUUCUUUUACGUCAAAAGAUCUCAUAUUUUGGAUCUGUACAUUGAAUUAUGAUAAAGUUUAUAGCUACAAUUUACACAAAAACAGUUUUCGUACCUUGCACUAUAGGUGCGAUUUGUUUGCAUUUUUUUCAGGUCAGCAAAGGCAAGCAGAAAGUAAGCAAUGAGCGCGACACACACAUGAUGGGCCCACUGGGCAUGUCUCUCUCUCUCUGUGCCUACCUUGAGUUUGCCUUUGCUCACCUGAAAAAUAAAAGAGCUCCUCUUCUGCAGGCUACAGUUAUCGUUUCAAGGGCACUUUAACCGUUAUGUGUUUAUGUUUGUUUGUAGAUGAAGAAAGAGACACUUUUGCAGAAGGUUAGUUUUCUUGGCAAAUUAGUCUUUCCUGGCCUUCCAGGAUUUAAAUUUGUGCAACAUUUAAUUGACUAAGGUGACAUCAUCCAGAGCUCUUUCGGUCUCCAUUUUAUGUUGGAAAAAAAAACAAGGCCAAAAAGUGUGCCUGAAUCUUAUCAUUUGUGUGAUGGAGGAAAUGCAAUGUAUACAGCAAAAAGUGCCUUGUUUCUCUGUUGUACUGUCUAUUCUGACUCAACAUAAAGGUUUCAUUUCAGUUCUUUAAAAACAAGUAAAAAAACCUUUGAGAGGUUCCUUGAAUGAAUACAGCAAAUUUUAAGUGAAAAUAUAAACUGGCCUAGAAUUUUACAUCCAUGAUCGGUUGGUUAUACGCAAGGCAUAGGGGUAAGUGGGAAGUUUUCUGUAAUCUUUUAGUGGUCCAAAAAUUAUACAAUAUUUCAAGUUUCAGAAUAGCGAAUAUAUCUAUGAAGUAAAUGAGCAGCGCAGUUUGAGUUAACAUGUCCCUUACAGUCUUUUUUUGUACAUGUAGCCAUUGCAAACCUUUGCUUUUUCUUUCACUUGUUUUAACAGAGCCCUUGUACCAGGUCUAUACCCGGUGUACACUGCAGCGUCAGCGAAGCAUUAGUCGACAGCGCAUGGGCAGUGACAGCAGUGAUAAGUCACUAACGGAUGAUGAAGCCUUCUUGGAACAGCUAGAAAAAGGAACGCUGAGAAACAUGAGAGUGCUUUGGUGUGAAUUACCAGAGGUUUGUUGAUAAUCAUAUAGAUAUAAUAAUUUUCUCUUAAAAUUGAAAGGAAAUGUUAAGUAAAUUUAUUUUAACAAUAGUGGCGAUAAACUUUGAGUGAGAGAGUUCAUGUUACCUUGGAUCAAUACAGCAAGAUAAUAAAAUGGUAAAUAUUCAGUGGAAUACUUGAUACCUCAACUUUGGAUAAAGAGUUAGCUUACGUCAAUCAGUGCUUUCAUAAAGGCUGUAACAACGCAAGAUUUAGAUGUCUUUGUAACCCUCAACUUUAAAAAUCUUGCUCAUCUGUUUAUAACCUUUUUUAGCAAUCAAUUUUAAAUAACGUUUUAACAGUUUUAUUUUUCCACAUUUUGAAAUUUUUAAUGAAAUUUAAAAUUCAUUUUUCUCUAAACGUAUCUAAUUUUCUAGGAAGUACACAUAAAUACUUUUUUCGAGUUUAAGUUAGUGCUCUUGCUUAGUAGGAAACCGUUAUCCAUCUAUCUACAUAGUAACAAUCUUUUGCAUAGAGGAUACGUAAGGGUAUCUUUAAGUAGAAUGAGCGAUUCGAAGGUCUUUCAUGAUAUGCUCCUCUUCCGCAGGUCCAAGAAAGUGGCAUUUUAGACAACAUAAAACGAGAGGAACGCAAAAGACAAGAGGUCAGUAAUAUAAUUAUAUACAUGAAAUCAUUUUCUUGUCUAUGAAUCAAACGUUCAUUUAAAGCAAGUGUUCACGGUUUCGUGGUAUAAAAGUGUAACAGUAUAAACUUUGCGAACUGGAGAAAGACUACAAAAUAUUGAAGAUUUUGUAAUUGACUGUCUUGUAGAGCACCUACAUAUCCGUUUUGAGGUAUUUUUCACUGCACAAAGCACUUUUCAAGUGUUCGUUAAUGGUUUCAACAGUGUCUGUUGUCCGUCUUUGAGAUGUGUCCGUCUUAUAGUAAAGAAAACACUCAACUGGACCUGAGGUCUAACACUUGUGGGAUGCAGCUACUGUUCCAUCAGCUAUAAGUUUACUUAGCCACGCAUGUGCAGUACGUAUACCUACAAGACGAAUGGUGGGACUCCCGAUCAGAGCACUUAAAAUAGAAAAUUUGCUUUACUCUGCCUUUCAAUGACAUGCAACACAUGGUUAACUUCAUAACAUUCUUGCUUCUAUUUUUAAUGACAACAAAUAUCAACCAAAAGAAAUGAUUUUUAUUCUCAUUUGCAUGAGAAUAAAAAGCCUCGCUUUGAAACAGAGGUUUGGGGCAGGGUCACUAUAGGACAUAGGGUCACUACUUCUUGAGAUAUACGCGUUGGUACUGAAUCGUGGAAGUGAGAACUAUCAUUUGAACUAUAAGGUCGCACAGUAGUAAAGAGAGUGCUUUAACUGUGUUGAUUGCAGGCGAUGUUUGAGGUGAUUACGUCAGAGGCAAGUUAUCUCAGAAGUCUAAAUAUUCUGAUGUCACAGUUCAUCAAAUCAGAAGAGUUAAACGCAGGUUCCUCGCUGUGUGUUUUAGAACGAGGCCAGUCACAUGUGCUGUUUUCUAAUAUCAACUCCAUCAAGUCUGUCAGUGAGAAGUAAGUUAAUACAGCCUCUCUGUAAUAACAGUUUUAUUAAACAAGUAAAGGGUUGAUGAUUCUUAGACAUAUGUUUAACCCUUUAAGCCCUAAUAUCAACAUACCAAUUUUCCACACUGAUCUCCGUACAUUUCUUAAAGAUUCAAUUGAGAGAAUUUGAUAAACGAUCAAAGCAUUUUCUCAUUGGUGAUCACUGUCGAGACUUCCGGAUAGUUCUUGUGUCUACACGAAAACCAUACCAGAUAGAACUUCUGUUCACACUCAAGAACAGUGAUUUCGGCGCCGUUUCUGUGAGACUAACGGCGAACUCAUAAGUGAAGCGUCACAUAUCGGAUAGGUUCUGUGCCACACUUUGGUGCGGUGUUACGGGUUUUCGGACUGUGGGGGAGGUAAAUAUGAAAUUAAUUUUUAUAAACUUCACCGGCCAAUUUGGUCACCAAGGUGAUUAAAUGAAGAAUUGCUGCCAUUUUCAUAAUCAGUUUAUUUUCGUUUUGUUGUUUGUUAAUUUUUGUUUGUGUUGUUUUUUUGUUUGUUUGUCGGCGUUGCCAUUUUAAAAUGGGCUUGUUUUUUUCUAUGUAUUAAAGCCAAGGUAUUUACCUAAACGAAUGUUUCACUUUAUGGUUAGAAUGUUUGUUACUGAUCACUUGUUCAUUACCUUGUAGCUUUCUCCAGGCCUUGCGUGCACGCCAAAAGGAAGCUUUGGUUAUAUCAUCUAUCAGUGACAUUAUUGAACAGCACGUAAGUUAAACACUUUCUAUAUCGUCUUUGUUAGACUAAAAUACAGUUAAAACCCGCGACUAAGAACCUUGUUUUUAAGAACCUGUUUAGCCUAAAAUUUGAAACAGGUUCUUAUUUCCGUUCUAAAAAUAUCUAUAAAAGAAAUUCUAUACACUUGGGCAAAUGAGAAAAGUCAACAUUGAGGAUCCUCUUUGGAGACAUAAGUGCCUUAAUUACUCCAACUCCAACUGCAACUGUAUACAAAUUUUAAAAUACGUAAAGAAUGAACUGAAUUCCUCCAAAUAUUCUUAGCUACAAUGUAUAUUUUUCUUCGGAAAAUAAGAACCUCUUUAAGAACCUAAAUAGCCUAAAUUUGUGCUUAUAACCAUUUAUGUAAGAACCUGUUUAGGCUAACUUGGAAAAAUGCAGGUUCCUAGUCGCGGGUUUUUACUGUAUUUACUUUCCUCAGCUCUGCAAUCAGAUCUGUUUUUCUUACACAUUAUACCUGUUUAAACUUAGCAAAGAAUGCCCAGUUUUUUGCUCUCCGAGAGAGAGAAAUCAGUUGUAAAAACUCAUGUGCUGUUCUUAGCCAACUGUCUCUCGUCAUGAAUUUGUAUCCCAUAACAGGCUACCCAGUACUUUGAGGUUUACGUCAAAUACUGUUCCAAUCAGAUCUAUCAGGAUAGAACAUUAAGAAAUCUAAGGUAAGCUAAAAAAACAGAUAGCGUUUGUAUUUUUUUAGUCAGUAGUCUCGCCUUGCUAGGAGAGCCUUGCUUUCACUUGCUCGAUUUUGCCGUACUUGAGUGAGACUGCAUCAGGGUCGUACAUGUCAUUGGAAAACCUGGAACUGCGUCAUGGAAUCUAAGAAUUGCAUUUUCUAGGCCUGAAAGUCAUGGUAUUUAAUUGUCGGUCCUUGAAAGUCAUGGAAAAUUGAAGUUUUGUUUGGUAGAUUCGUUAAUGCCGAUAACAAAUCAAGGACAAUGUAAGAUAGAGCGAAGUGACUGAACAGCGCAAACGGCACUCAUUUAGGUGGACACCAGAGUUUGUGUCUGUUGAAUUGUUUAAGGUCAGAAAUACUCUAAAACACAAAAGCUUUAAAAAUAAGUGACAGCUAAAGCUAAGGUCAUGGAAAAAGUCCUGGAAUCUGAGGAGCUCAAAAAACGAACCCGAACCCUGCCGCAUGAAUAGAGUAAAAUCUUUGUUGAGCAUGCGCUGCUUGUUGCUAGGAUACAGCUUCAAACCCAGGCCUAAUAUCCGUUCACUUGGUACAGCGGGCUCAGUCAUGACCACCCGCUUAACAAUAAACGGAUGUUCGCAGUCAAAGACCGGUUUGACGAAAAAACAAGAUUUACUCGUCCAGAAAUUCAGGUUUCGGUGACUUCAAAGGCUUUACGCGAUUCAGGCAGAGCCUUUUUUUCUCCUCCUCACUCAAUAAGGCAAGAAGAAGCUCUACUUACAGGGUGAACCAAUCUAAAAACAACUAGUGCAAACAAGAACAACAAAUAUUAAACAGCUGUUAUUGUAAGAAGCAGCGCAGUGGCUGAUUCAGUCCUUCAGAUAAGGGAGUGGGGGCGGUCAUCCAGACCCUGAGAUAAGCGGGUGGGGGGGCGUUCUCAAAAAAAAAUUUUUCAGCCCUUCGGGCCUCAGUUUGGUCUAAAAAUAAGUGGGCCCGGGGGGGGGGGGGGGGGCCGGCCCCCCCCCCGGGUCCCCCCCCGGGAAGGGGGGAUCUUUUUUUUAAAAGGUAGCAAAAACCCCCGUUUUUUUCAGUAGUUUAUUUUUAAUUUUUGCCGGGAAAAACCUGCUUAAUUUUUUGUGUAUUUAAAAAAAGGUUUUCACAGUAAAAAUAGGGGAUGCAAAUCGCAGCGAGACGGGGGGGGGGUGUGGUUAACGGUGAGGGAAGGGGGGGGGGGGGGGGAGCAGGACGGCGGGGGGAGGGGGGGGUGUGUGGGUUAAAAAAAAAAAUUUUUUGGCCGCGGGGGGUGUGUGUGUGGGGAAAAAAAAGGGGGGGGGGGGGGGGGGGGGGGGGCCCGGGCCCCUCCCCUGGAUCCGCCACUGAGAAGAGUGAUCAUUUUUUUAAAAGGUAGCAACAACUCUCGUUUUUUUCAGUAGAUUAAUUUUAAUCUCUGCCGGGAUAACGCUGCUUAAUUGCUUGUGUAUGUAAUACAAGGAUUUCACAGUGAAAGAUAGGGAUGUCAAUCGCCAUACAUGUUUUGUCUUACAAUUUUUUUUUACACUGUCAACCUAGAUUUGGUGCCGCUCUCACUCGUUAGUAUAUUUCACGAGUGUCUCAAAGCCGGUAUUCGAACACAAAUUUUUUUUGCACUUUAUUUGAGUGUCAAUGUAUUUAGCACGAAAGUACUAAUUGGGGACAAUUUGUGCAGUUUGGUGUGUUGAGAACUGAACAUGCAGUUUUUUUUGUUAAUUUACAGAAAGAGUGUGCGUUUUUCGGAGGCUAUGAAGAGACUACAAAGCAGAAGGGAAGUACAGGGUUUGACACUGCAGUCAUUUCUCGUUCUUCCAAUGCAGAGAAUAACGAGGCUUCCUUUGCUUGUGAAUGUAAGUAUUUUGAAUAUCGAAUUCCAAAUUUCAUCAUCUCUACCAGGCGUUCGUCACUGUAGAAAUGAGGAGUCUGAGCCGGUUUAAAUUUCGUAAAGACUUCUAGGACUGUUUUUAGCGAAGGAAAAUAAUGGGCCAAUAGCUCACCGGCGCGUUCCUCACCAGUUCUAGAAGGCUUUGCGAAAUUUAACCCCGUCCAGCUUUCUUCUCGUUUCCUACAGUGGCAAAAUGGUCAUUUGCAAGUUGCGCGGAAAGACUUGACUGGUAUCGCUAUGUCGAAAUGCACUACGGGAUUGUUGGAACGCAAGGUCAUCUUUGGUUGGCUGUCACAUUUUGCACGGAAAACUGGAUCAAAAUUCGUCCACUAGAACAGUUCCACGGUGCAGUUCGAAGCGCCACCGACUUUGUCUUCUGCGCGACCUCCAAAUGGCGGAUACCCUGGGUACUCCAAGGUCAAGUCAAAGUCUUUAACCCAGCAAAACUUUUCUUUCUUUGGGCGUAGAAGAUAGUUAAAUGAUGGAACUAAGCUGCGUUCAAGGGGUUAGGAAUUCGACUCGACAAGUUUUGGGAAAAGGUGUCUGACUUAGCGUGUCUAUUAUUUGUGCCAAUCCUGAGAUGAGAGUGUGGAAAUAACUGUAUAUUUGACCAAACCCACACGCUAAAGACGUUUCUGGCUCUCCUGGUGUUACGUUCCUUUGAGUUACUAUUAACAAAUAUUUUGUUGAUAUUUUUGUCAUUAUUUUGUACCUCUCUUCUUAGGCCAUCUGUCAACACUGUGAAGCUGGAAGUGAGGAGUUUAACAGAUCAAACCGGGCGUUAGCUGCUAUCAACAAGGUGAAUAACACUGAACAAAAACUUCAUCUAAUUUUGGUUUUCGUUGCCACUUUUACCCCGUGGAUAUCGCGGAGAUGCCGCACCUUCUUUCGCACUUCCCUCGUUUCGUUCAACAUGAUUAAAAAAAACUCUUUUCUUUGACACCUUGGUGAUGAGUAAGGACAUGUUAUCCCACUUCCUCGUCCCCUGUCCUAAAAAAAAUAUAUUAUUUCCUUCUCAAACUCUGAACUUAAACUGCUCUCUGAGUUUGGGAUAUCUUCAGGACUCAAUGUAAUUGGAGGCUUACGAUGUGUAUUUUGUAGAUUGUAAAUGAUUGCAAUGAAGGGGCAAGAAAAAUGGAACGAAUGGAGGAAAUCUGUGUUUUGCAAACACAAAUAGAAUUCAAAACAAAGGUUAGAAAACAGCUUGAUUGCUUAUUACUUAGGAUAGGAACCGAGCACAUUAAAAAGGUUUUUGUAUGUAUAUUUUUGUGGUAUUUUCUGUUGUUAUGUUACACUCUUUGAUGUGAGUGGUUUUCAAGUAAUAAGACAGUCUAGUAAAAAGCGUUGUUUUUCGUUCAUUUCCGCCCUUUUUCUUAAAUAUCUAGCCAAGAUCUCAUUCAAUCAAAAAAUGACUCAAUUAGAUUGGAGUCCUUGGUUCAGUAAUUUUUUGAAAUUUUUCGAUGAUUUUUUGAAUGUUUUUAAUGUAUAGAGUGAUUUUACUUUACCAGUGAAACUGAGAAUAACAACUACUACAACAUAGCUGCAAGUAAACAAAAGAAGACAAGGGAAUAGACCUUUUUACCGAUACGGCGGCCAUAUUGAAUUAAUUUUAAGGAGUAUUAUAGGAUGUCCAGGGGGCAUGAGCACAUCUCGUUUGUAUUUUCGAGCGCUUUUCGGGGCAUUUUUUCUUAAAGUUUUCUAAGCAUAAGGUUGUAAUGGGAAAAAAGAUCCUUGUGCCGUGUUUGGAUGUAAUAAUGAUCGCAUUUUUCUAGUUUAGUAUCAGAAAUAUAGUCUUUCACUGUAAAUUUCUCGGGAAAAAGGCGAUCAUUAUUACAUCCAAACACGGCACAAGGAUCUUUUUUGCCAUUAGAAUCUUAUUCUAAGAAAACUGUCCCGAAAAGCGCUCGAAAAUAAAAACGAAAUGUGCUCAUGCCCCCUGGGCAUCGUAUAAUACGCCUUAAAUCGAAUUAAUUCAAUAUGGCUGCCGUAUCGGUUAAAAGGUCUAUUAGAACAUAAUGGGCCUAAUUCACACGGUGACAAUAUUGUCCCGAGAGACUGAAAAAAUCUUUGUUUUACCAUCCUCGACCUCGCAGUGAAAAACUUGGGAGCGAGGCUAGACAGGUAAAACAACGAUACUAUAGUCUCUCGGGACAAAAUGGCCGCCGUCUGACAAGGGCCCGUAGCGCGUAGUAUUCUACUACCUUUUUCACGGGUUAAGUAAAAUCCCUCUAAAAAUUGGGGGGAGGGGAUUUUAAAUAUUUUUGAAAAUUGAAAAAUAUUGGAUUAUGGGGCUGUUAAAAAAUUAAAUUUUCCCCCCCAAAAAACCACAACCAGCAGACUGCCCCCUUGAUUCUGAUCGAUGUCUAAUAAGGACCAAGGUAUAAUUUUUCAAAUAUCAGAAUAGCGAGAUGAACAUAACAGGAUAUAUAUACUUUGCAUAGUUGUAGUGAUGAAGUAUUCAAUAAUACUCACAAGUUGAUAACUCGUAUAUUUUUGCAGCCUCUCGCUUUAGCAACACCGUCUCGAUAUCUGCUCAGACGAGGUGAUCUUAUGCAAGUUGUGGAGGACUCCAAGAGUCCACUAAAGAGACUAAAACCCAAAUUGAAAUCUAUUUACAUGUUUCUUUUCAACGAUUUGUUACUCUUGGCUAAAAAGAAAAGGUAUGAAAGUUAAUUGAUUGUUGCGAAUGCUUUAAGCUUGUUAUAAUUGUCUACGCAGGCUGUUGCAAGGGUCCUUCGUUCAAUUUUUUUGUCUUUGUCUUAGCGAAGUUAAUAAAAUCAAAGUCACUAGUUAGCUGAUAUUUACCGAGAUAUUUGCUUAGACUAAUAUUAUUUAGUUAUCGUUAAAGUUUCAUCUUUUGUUUUCCCUAUCAAGCUAAUCUACUAAUUUCUUAUCAGUGAGAAUCGGUUUCAAGUUCUGGAUUACGCCACACGUAACAUGACCCAAGUGGAAGAACCUCAGGAAUUGGAUAUGAGUUUAGACCACGUGUUCUCGUUGGUAUUGUUAGAGAAUUCUGACAGUAAAACCAAGGAGUUCUUGAUAGCUGCCAACAGCGAGUAAGUAGUUCUAAUAUUAUGUGUCACCUGAUGUUCACUUUUUAAUUUUUGUUAUACACAGUUGUCUAAUUUGUUCUUAAAGGAAUUGUGUCACAAAAUUUAUCAAGAUUCAAACAGUAGAAACGCCACCAAACUGAGUGAAACAUACAAAUAACCUCUUAAAAGAUGACACAAAGGGAUAAAUAACACAGAAAGUACAAAAGGAGGCGCGGAUGGGCAAACUUGAAGAAGGCUGAAACGGAUAAUUGGAUAUAAUGCAGUGCCGGAUCCAGACCUUGAGAAAAAGUGGGGGCGGCGGGGGGGGGGGGGGGGGGCGGUCUCCAAAAAACCUUUUUUGGGCCCUUCGGGCCUCAGUUUGGUCUAAAAAUAAGGGGGGAGCCUCCCCUGUAUCCGCCACUGUAAUUCGUAGGAGACAUGUUUGCUUAACGAGGAGCUGGGAUCUGUCAUUCGCAUAUAAUUUCUCAAGUUCAAUUGCGAGUGAAGACGCAUAAUUUGGCAUUGUUAACAGAAUGAUCUCAGACAAUCGUGAUGAGCCCCUUUGAGCUCAAUUUCCUCCGUCCUUUUUGGGUGCCAAUAAUUUUUUUCUUCGGCCUUUCAGAACGGACAAAACGCGUUGGAUGGAAGCGUUCAAACCGCCAGCCGCCGAGCAAGAGGGCGAAACCGUGUACGCGUCUUGGGGUAAGGACAGUGUUAUGAACUGAAUCCUAAAAAUCCUAUAAGAAGAAUACACGUGCAAUAUAGCCUGCAUAACAGGCGCUUCAUGAGCUAAGCAAGGCGAAUGGGCCCUUCGCGUGCAGCGCAACACAGGCGGAAAAAAAAAACGAACAAAAGAUGCAAGGCUGAUUUUACAGUCGGGAAUAUAUUUUUUUUGUUACCAAAAUUUCGGAAGCCUGGCACGGCCGUCCUUCUUCAAGGUCCCACAUGAUUGUAUGUAAGACCCUGAAGAAGGAAAGCCGUGCGUUCCGAAAUAUUGGUAACAAAGAAAUAUAUACUCCCGACUGUAACAUCAGCAUUGCUUCUUUUGUUCUGUAUUUUAAUUUUUAGCUGAUAAGAUCCUUUAUUAGGAUCCGGUCCUUUUAUUUUAGCUGUUACCUUGGUCCUUGCUUCCAAAAUUGAAAAAAAAAUGGUGGUUUUCUCUUUUCCUUUCUCUCUGAUGUCUCGCGCUUCGUACUCUCGUUGUUAAACUGAGGGCCUGAUCGCCCUCAGUAACGAUUGCAAGAGAGCGAUUGUCAGUUAGUUAUGUAUUGAUUGGCCAAAACUAUCACGUUUUCUUCUCAACCAAUCAGAAAGGAAAGCUUUCGAGACGUGCGCCUCCUGUUUUCCCGCGCUUCCAUGCAGUUAGUUUUAUGAUUUCUUUUUCAGUCACAAUUCGACUCUUAUUGGAACUUUUUUGUAAAUACCGGUUCUGUUGGUUCUGCCUUUCAGUGUGGUUCGAAGAGAAAAUGAACUUUCCUGGCUUAGUUUUUUGCAAAUCAGAGAUCACUGUAAACGCAUUAGUGGAAAACGAGGAUGAUUAAUUUUCAUGCAACAUUUGUGUCAUAGAUUGCCCUCAAGUAAACGCGCUUCAUAACUACACGGCCCAACAGCCAGAUGAACUAUCACUUUACGAGGGUGACGUCAUUAAUGUGCUGAAAAAACUCCCGGAUGGUAAGUAAACGUAUACACAGCCUUUCACACAUACACAAUUCAAAUUAGCCUGCGAGAAGGCUCUCUUCCCCCCCACCAGAUAGGUUUCUAUCAACAGGAAGUAUCCGCCAGCCUCGCUUCUACUUUCAGGCUAGUUUGUUUUGCAUACAACUGUAACUUGGCCUAUUGCAAGUUUAUCCCAUUUUGCGAACCUUCUGGGGAAGCGAAAUGGGUUCGAAUCAUUGAAAAGGUCGAAACAUAGUGGGUCCUCAAUCUAAUCUAUUUUCCAUUAUUCCAACCAACUUACUUUGUCAAAUGUAGGUGACCCCCCUGAAGUUGAAUUCCAAGAGACCAUAUCCAAGUCCAGAAAGGGAAAUAAAAUUUCGUCGUUGCUAGUUUACGUUCUCUAUAAAACGCGAAAUAAGGCACUCGUGCAAAAAAGGAUUUUUUUUUUCUACUUUCUCGAUGCGGUCACGUCGUUGGAUAUUAAAGUCCAUAUUGGCUAAUUUUUUACUCUGUCUCCUGUUACAAUCCCAAAAGUCUUUGCGAAAGUUAACACGGCCCAGUCUCUCUCUCGUUUCUUUAGUGGCGACUUGUUACAAAAGCUCAAAGUUUAUUUAUUUAAUAUUCUAUUUCUUUUCAGGUUGGUAUCAUGGUGAGAGGUUAUGCGAUGGAACACAAGGCUGGUUUCCCGCCAAUCACACUGAGGAAAUUCUUAACGAGCACGUACGUGCCCGCAAUCUACGCCAGCGGUAUAGAUUGUUAGCAGCUUCAAAGCAUUUGAUUGGUGGAACACUGAGAUUAUGA
Messenger RNA from Porites evermanni, 20231 nucleotides. NCBI's taxonomy places the organism in Eukaryota, Metazoa, Cnidaria, Anthozoa, Scleractinia, Poritidae. The record is from the annotation of a GenBank genome assembly.